Oryza sativa Japonica Group (Japanese rice) is the source of this 2278-nucleotide messenger RNA. RefSeq names its product protein PSK SIMULATOR 1. Lineage: Eukaryota; Viridiplantae; Streptophyta; Magnoliopsida; Poales; Poaceae. The record is from RefSeq and is a predicted model, not a curated record. Gene Ontology annotation, biological process: positive regulation of growth.
UAAAAGAGUUUCCUUUAUGGGGUAUUAUAUACUAUCUAAUGUGGUACGCUACGUACGGCUUUUAAGUCAAUGCGUCCGUCCGUAAGUAAGAAAACAAACUGUACAUCGUGCAUAAACAGUAGGACUCCAGUAUGUAUGAGUGUUGUGUUUGAGGGGUGUGUAUGUGUUGUGUUGUAGGUCAACCAAUGGAAAAGCAAGGAGAUGAUGAUGAAUGGUUAUAGAGGCAGGGCACCAUCCCACCUUGAAUUGUCGCAUCGCAUCGCAUCCACACCAAAUUUCACUGACUACUGAUCGAUCAACUUUCCUUUUCUCCUCUUUCUUUCUUCACUAAUCAAUCAACUUAAUUUGCUCUGUCAAUGUGCAUCAUGUAGCUAGCUAGCUAUUCAGAUUCAGAGUGAUGAAGUAGUAUAUAUUUAUGUCGCCGGUGCGGUGCCGCGUCGUCCACUGGCUUGCUCUACUCUAUUAUUCCCUUUGCAUUGCAUUGAUCGAGUAGGAGUAGUAUGCCCAUGGCCAUCGAGUCAUGGCUCACCAAGGUCCGCUCCGCCAUCAUCUCUUCCAAACCCAGCCCCUCGUCGUCGUCGUCGUCGUCUUGGAGGUCGAAGACGGUCGGUAUCCUGGCCUUGGAGGUGGCCACCCUCAUGUCCAAACUUGUCCACCUCUGGCGAUCCCUCGCCGACGCCGCCCUCGCCCGCCUCCGCCACCACCUCAUCAACCUUGACGGCGUCCGCAAGCUCGUCUCCCACCACGACGCCGCCCUCCUCGCCCUCGCCUGCGCUGAGCUCACCGACGCCCUACGUGUCGCCGCCCACUCCGUCGCCGCGCUCGCCACCCGCUGCGCGGAUCCCUUCCUCCGCGACUUCGCCGACGCCUUCGCGGACUUCGCCGACACUGGCCGCGACCCUCACCGGUGGGUGUCCACAUGGAAGGACAUGGACACCAGGGCGCACAAGAUGGACAAGCAAGUCGCCGCCACCUCCGCCCUCCGGACUGCCAUGGAGGACCUGGCCGACGCCGAGCACGGACUCCGGAAGCUCCUCCAGACCAGCAGCAGUCGUCGCCUCUCCGCCACCAACAUCUCGCUGGCGGCGGAGCAGCAGCAGCUCAUUUUCGCCAAGAAGCAGGAGGUGAAGCACCUCAAGCAAACCUCCCUCUGGUCCUCCACCUUCGACGCCGUCGUCUCCUCGCUCGCGCGGGCCGCGUUCACCAUCCUCGCGCGCAUCAAGCUCGUCUUCGGCGCCGCCCACGAUCACCGCCCGACGACGACACCGCUGCACCGGAGCCUCACCCUCUCCUCCGCCGUCCACCCGUCCUCCGUCGACGUGCAAGUGCAACCGCCGGUGUCGCGCAAGUCCAUGUCCAUGGAUAUGGGCAUGGGGGAGGCGCUGUACUUGGAGAGGCAGAGGCAGAGCGGGCUGUUGGAGCGCAGCGCGGCGGCGCUGGUGCCGCCGCCGGGGACGCUGGGCGCGGCCGCGUUGGCGCCGCGCUACGCCUGGGUGAUAAUCUCGAUCGAGAGGAUGGCGCGGUCGCCGCGGCUGGUGGGGGCGGAGGAGCGGGACGAGCUGUACGGCAUGCUGACGGCGAGCGUGCGCGCGCAGCUUCGAGCGAGGCUGAGUGGGACGGUGGCGGCGGCGGAGCCGGGGCUGGCGGGGCAGUGGCGGGCGGCGGUGGGAGGGAUCCUGGAGUGGCUGGCCCCGAUGGCGCACGCGACGGUGCGGUGGCAGGCGGAGCGAAGCUUGGAGCAGCAGAGGAAGACGACGAGGGAGAUGGAGACUCAGACGCUGGUGGUGCAGACGCUGCAAAUGGCGGAGCGCGGGAAGGUGGAGGCGGCGGUGGCGGAGCUGCUGGUGGGCCUCAACUACCUCUGCCGCUUUCACAAGGAGAUCACCACCUGCCGUACCCGUACGUGCCACCACGACGAUGCACCAUGACAACGUGCAUGCUGCUUCAAGACGACGAUGUACGAUUGCCAAUGGAACAGUAUGCAUCCAUCCAUCCACACCGAUCGUCUGAUCCAUGCUCUCAUCUUCUCUUCUUUAGUUUUUCUUUUGUUUUUUUGGGAUGGAUCCCAAUUCCCAAGUACCCAAUUGGCUAAUGGAGUAGGAGAUGCAUGGGCUGGCAUCUGGGUGAUCUCCAGUACUAGUUAAGUCGAUUGAUGAGAAUGGAGUUUUCUGAUAAUUGGAGCAGGAUGGAAUCUUGCUUCAUUAUAUUCAUGUACAGAUAGCAAACCACCAGCGGUGAGUGAUUACAUUAAUUAACCCCCUCUCUAGUUAUACCACUA